AUGGCGACAACUCCUCCCGAGUCGGAGCUGUCGCAGGCACAGACUCCAGUCAUGGACUCGUCGACGCCACGGGAGAAGCCCGUCCCCUUCGAUGUGGAGGAUCCCGAGCCGGGUCAAGAUCAUGCCGUGGUCGGCAAGCCGUGGAUGUACAAGCCGAUGUUCAAAAUUGGAAAAUGGGAAGCACCAUGGUUUGCCUCGCCCGAUAUGCAGCUCUACCUCGUUUCUUUCGUGUGUUUCCUCUGCCCGGGCAUGUUCAACGCCGUGUCUGGCCUCGGCGGUGGUGGCCAGGUGAAUCCGACCGAUGUGAACAACGCCAACACGGCCCUGUACAGUACCUUUGCCGUGGUGGGAUUCUUCGCCGGCUCGAUUGCUAAUCGCAUUGGUCUACGGAUUACGCUGUCUCUGGGUGGAUUCGGUUACUUCUUGUAUACGGCGGCACUGCUUUCGUAUAAUAUCAACCAGAAUGCGGGCUUUUUGAUCUUCGCCGGUGCCUUGUUGGGUGCCUGUGCGGGUCUGCUGUGGUGUGCGCAGGGUGCGGUCAUGAUGAGUUAUCCCCAUGAGCACGAGAAGGGUAAAUAUAUUGCCAUCUUCUGGGUGAUUUUCAACCUGGGUGGUGUCAUUGGUAGCUUGGUUCCUCUCGGUCAGAACAUGCAUACUACCGCAGGCAAUGUCAACAACGGCACCUAUAUCGCCUUCUUGGUCCUCAUGGCCGUGGGUUUCAUCCUGUGCUGGGGUCUUGUCGAUUCCAAGUAUAUUAAGCGUAACGACGGCUCGCGCGUGAUCGUGAUCAAAAACCCAACGUGGAAGUCCGAGUUCCUGGGUCUCUGGGAGACUCUGCUGAGUGACUCGUACAUCGUCUUCAUGUUCCCCAUGUUCCUGGCUAGCAAUUGGUUCUACGGCUACCACUUCAACGCCGUCAACCUGGCCUACUUCACCGUGCGCACCCGCGCCCUGAACAGUCUCCUGUACUGGCUGAUGCAGAUGGUCGGUGCCUUUGUUUUCGGUCAACUCCUGGACAUGAAGUGCUUCUCACGUCCAACCCGUGCCAAGAUCAACUUUGGUAUCCUCAUGGCUAUUACGCUGGGUAUCUGGGGUGGUGGUUAUGCCUUCCAGAAGCAGUAUACUCGUGAGACUGUCAAGGCCGAUACGGAUUUCACGGACAGCGGCUACAUUGGUCCUAUGUUCUUGUAUAUGUUCUAUGGUUUCUACGAUGCCGCUUUCCAGACCUGCACCUACUGGUACAUGGGCUCUCUCUCCAACAACGCACGCAAACUGGCCAACUUUGCCGGUUUCUACAAAGGUAUCCAGUCUGCCGGUGCUGCAGGGAUGUGGCGUAUGGACGCCCAAAAAACCCCCUUCAUGACCGAAUUCGCCUCCUGCUGGGGUCUUCUCCUAGGCAGUAUGUGCAUCGCCUCACCCGUGAUUUUCUUCAAGGUCAAGGAAAGCACAAAUGUCGAAGAGGACCUACGCUUCUCAGAUGAAACCACCGCCGAAGUCCUCGGUGACACGGAGGAGGCACCUGAAAAGCCGCAUGUCGAGCAAGUCAACGGCAACAGGGCAUAG
Molecule: messenger RNA, 1563 nt
Organism: Penicillium brasilianum
Lineage: Eukaryota; Fungi; Ascomycota; Eurotiomycetes; Eurotiales; Aspergillaceae
Source: the annotation of a GenBank genome assembly